GUCAACCUUCGCACCCAGAAGCGCCUGGCCGCCUCCGUUGUUGGCUGCGGCAAGAGAAAGAUCUGGCUUGACCCCAACGAGGUCAGCGAGAUCUCCAACGCCAACUCCCGCCAGACCAUCCGCAAGCUCGUCUCCGAUGGCCUCAUCAUCCGCAAGCCCGUCACCAUGCACUCGCGCUCCCGCGCCCGUGAGCUGAACGCCGCUCGCCGCCUCGGUCGCCACCGUGGUUUCGGUAAGAGAAAGGGUACCAAGGACGCCCGUAUGCCCAGCCAAGUCGUCUGGAUGCGCCGCCAGCGCGUCCUCCGUCGCCUGUUGGUCAAGUACCGCGCCUCCGGCAAGAUCGACAAGCACCUUUACCACGAGCUCUACCACCUGAGCAAGGGUAACACCUUCAAGCACAAGCGCGCUCUCGUUGAGCACAUCCACAAGGCCAAGGCUGAGAAGGCCCGCGAGGCCAAGCUCAAGGAGGAGAUGGACGCCAAGCGUGCCAAGACCAAGGCCGCCCGCGAGCGCAGACAGGAGCGUGUCGAGCAGAAGAGACUCGCCUUCGCUGCCGAGGACGAGGAGAAGAAGGCA
Messenger RNA from Aureobasidium uvarum, 576 nucleotides. NCBI's taxonomy places the organism in Eukaryota, Fungi, Ascomycota, Dothideomycetes, Dothideales, Saccotheciaceae. The record is from the annotation of a GenBank genome assembly.